Messenger RNA from Gambusia affinis (western mosquitofish), 1670 nucleotides. RefSeq names its product CMRF35-like molecule 7. The transcript is spliced from 8 exons. Lineage: Eukaryota; Metazoa; Chordata; Actinopteri; Cyprinodontiformes; Poeciliidae. The coding region runs from base 186 to 1469 and encodes 427 amino acids. The record is from RefSeq and is a predicted model, not a curated record.
UGCAGAGUUAUCAUUUGACCAAUGGAGAAACAAGACGCUUCACACUUAUGACUUAAGUCGACACGUUCAAAAGGUGUUAAAACUUCUUUGUUUCAGGAUCCUUAAUAGCUCUGACAGUUCAUCUAAAUGUCUCAUUUUAAAAUAACUUCUACUUCAGUUUAGCUCUGGUUGAGAAGAACAAAGAGAUGUGGAGCCGUCAACUCAUCAUCAUCUGCACAGCUCUGAGUUUUGUGAUCAGUGCUGAAGGUUUGAUUGAAGUGUUUGGAUACAAGAGAAGAGAUGUAAAUAUUACAUGUCACUAUGAUGAGGGAUAUCAGACCUAUGAAAAAUACCUUUGUAAGAAUAACUGUGACUACAGUGACGUUCUCAUUACAACAACACAGAAAAAUAAAGGAAAAUAUUCCAUCACUGAUAAUAUAAAGAUCAGAGUCGUCACAGUGACCAUCUCUGACCUUCAAUCACGUGAUGCUGGGAAAUAUUGGUGUGGAAUCACAGUGUGGGGACCAGAUCUCUACACUGAAGUAAAACUGCACAUAAAAGAAGACAGAUGUUGCAACAACGUGAAUAAAAUCCAAAGUAUUGAGGAAGGUUCAGUGACCAUCAGCUGUCCGUACGACUCUCAGUCUGUCGACAAGCUGAAGUUCCUCUGCAGAGGAAACCGACCCUCCACUUGUCUUCAGCAGGCAGUGAUCACCUCUAGCAACACACAAAAUGGACGAUUCAGACUCUCUGAUGACAGGAAGUCAACAAUAUUCACAGUGACCAUUUCCAGUCUGACCCUGGAGGAUUCUGGGUCGUAUCUUUGUGGAGUCCAGAGAAACUCAGGAUUUGAUGAUUUCUCUGCUGUUGAGCUGGAGGUCAAAGAAUUAAAGUCGUCCAAAAUCAGUGGCAUCGAGGGACGUCCAGUAACUCUGCAGUGUCCUAAUUCAGGACAACAACAUGAUAACAAGAAGUUCCUCUGUAAAGGAGACCAACACAACAACUGUACAGACAUGAUGGAGAACCAAACAAAGUUCAAGCUGCUCAAUGUCUCCUCCAUCUGUUUCUCUGUGAUCAUCACUGAACUGGAAGCAGCUGAUGCAGGAACAUACUACUGUGGUUCAGACUCUCAGCUGACAUUCAUAAAGAUACAGCUGGCAGUCGACUCUCUACAUCAAACCAGCUCUGCUGACCAGGUUACAUCACAGCCUCCAUCACAUAAUCCUGACGUUUCUUUGUUCUACAUUCUGCCUGCGGUCUUCGCUCUGCUUCUGAUCCUGACAUUUGUCCUUUUGCUGGUUUUAAAAUACAAAUCAAGGAUCAAACAAGUGGAUGGAGUCAAUUCAAACGUGUUGAACUCUGAUGACAGUAAUGUGGAGAUGAGAAUCAAUGAUAUCUACAAUUUACAAGAGGAUGCUGUUUACAUGAACUCUUCCACUCCAAACAUGUUGAAUCAUGAUGACAAUGAUAUCUACAACAACAUCCUUUAAAGGAGACCAGCAGAAGUUAGGAAACACGUGACCAGUGUUUCUCACAUCUAGUGUAACAGCUCACUAUAGCAACCAGAUGCUGGUGUGUUUUCAUUUAGACAUGUUUUUAAUAUUUAUUAAAUAACAUUAUCUGAACUUGAGCUAUCCAAUAUUUCCAAAUGCUGUAAUUUCAAUGUUAUUGCAUUGAAUAUAUAAGCUGCA